Molecule: messenger RNA, 1294 nt
Organism: Rhipicephalus sanguineus (brown dog tick)
Lineage: Eukaryota; Metazoa; Arthropoda; Arachnida; Ixodida; Ixodidae
Product: DENN domain-containing protein 10
Exons: 7
Coding region: 123-1187 (354 amino acids)
Biological process (GO): protein transport; regulation of early endosome to late endosome transport
Cellular component (GO): late endosome
Molecular function (GO): small GTPase binding; guanyl-nucleotide exchange factor activity
Source: RefSeq, a predicted model, not a curated record
UCACAGUAACCUGUCUAUUCGUUGUAGCUGUGCAGAGAUCAGAGAUGGCAGAAAGCAAAAUGAGAUUGUAAACAAGUGUAGCAGACCGUGUUGCUGUGCACCGUGCACGCCCAUCAUGUGCCAUGGCUGCUGUUGAUGAUUUAAAAGCAGUCGGAGUGAUCGAGAAAGACACCAAUAACGACGUGUUGUGGACGUGGUCUUACCCAUCAUUUACGCCGGAAGAUCGUUCCCUUCUUCUGGCAAAAUGCGACUUGGAGAACGACAACAUGUCAAGUGAACGGCCAGUGUGGUUCCGGUACUGUCACCACCACCGGGAUUGGUUUUACAUGUACCAGACAGAAGUUUUUGACAGCGAUAACCUGAGCCGAGUGAAACUCUUCGUCCUCGUGUUGCACGCCAAAGACUUCAGCCCCGAAAAGUACGAGACGCUAUCGAGAAUACUUAGCAAAGUGUACUGCAAGACCGGAGACCCUACAGCGCUGCUGCGGCUUUUUUUGUCUGUGUCCGUCAAGGGGUCGUGCACGACCGAAGAAAACGGAACUUUUCUGUUGAGCAACUUCGAUCGGAAACGCAGCCUUACGCAGGUGCCAAUCAAAGAUAUCAUAAAAAUGUUUGGUCUGGAGACGAUAAUCAUCUACACUGCAAUCAUCCUGAAAAAGAGGGUGAUUGUCUACCAUCAUAAACUCAACAUUUUGCUUAACUACGUCAGGGCCUUGACUGCUUUGAGCACGCACAAACCACAGUGGGAGUAUUUCUUUCCUUUUAUGGAGCUGACUCCUGCUGAAGUGGCUGAGCUCUCGGAGAUGCCACAUUACUUGGCAGGAUUUCGUGAUGCCAGUGUUGAAGGCCGCUUAGAACUGUAUGAUGUCUUCGUCAACUUGGCUGCCAUUGAAAUUACUGUGGCACCACAUUCAAAAGAGGCCUUCCAGAUGAGCAAGAUGCACAAAGAAAUUGCUAUGUUCAUGGUGCGACAGGCAGAUAAUGACAAUUUAUCUGACCAGGAUGUCGUGCAGGACAUUGCAGCGAAGACAGAGGAAUUGUUGCUCAACAUGAAGAGUGCUAUGGCUCCUGGCACAAGUGGCAAGCCAGUGGUCAGCUUUGCAAAACUGCAGGGACUCAAGCUAGCGCCUGCGCUUGAAAAUUUUUACUGGAACUUGGCAGUAGCUGAAGGACUGGUGGACGCAUGAUCAACUCUUGGAGAGGCACAGCAUGCAAUGACCAUGCAUGUGGGCUCAUCGCUGAUUCCUAUAACAUUAAUCAUUUAUUAAAUGUGCUGGUGGAGCUGUUAUUCUAA